GCCGGCGUUUGCCUCCGGGGCGAGCGGCUCCGGGGCGCGAGGUCGGCCCAGGCGUCCGCUCCCGCAGGGGUCGCGACCCGGGACGGCUAUCGCGGCCGGUGGUCCCGGGGCCUCCGCUGCGGCGUGAGGCCGCGGGUGAGGCCGGGCUCCCGGGAGUCCCCGCAGGCCUGGGGACGAGUCUUUUGGAGACUCAGCCCAUCCUCAGAGGAAAAGCCCAGAAAGAGGACAUGGCUACUGGACAGGGGGAAGGAAGCUCUCAGGUGUCCGUGACCUUCAAGGAUGUGGUUGUGCUCUUUACUCGGGAUGAAUGGAGAAAACUGGAUCCUUCUCAGAGAAACUUGUAUAAGAAUGUGAUGCUGGAGAACUAUAGGAACCUAAUCUGACUCCCAUUUUCCAAACCAAAAGUGAUCUCCUUGUUGCAGCGAGGAGAAGAGCCCUGGAAGGUAGAGAAAGAAAGUCCUGGAGGCUCCUCUCUAGGAUGGAAGAGCAGUCAUAAAACCACAAAGUCAACUCAAACACAAGACUCGUCAUUUCAGGGACUGGUAAUAACAAGAUCCAAAAGGAACAGACCCUGGGACUUUAAAUCAGAAAAUCCCUGUGUAUAUGAAAAUAGAUUAGAAAAACAGGAUAAAAAGGAAAAAAAUCUCACUAUAGAAAGAAGCCAUAGAAAUACUGAAUUUGACCAUAACUUAAGCCUAAAACCAGUCCCUGAUAGACGACAGAUUCUUCCUAGAGAAAAAACACUGCCAAAGUAUGAAAUACAAGGAAACAACUUCAAACAGAAUUCAAAUUUACUUAACCAACCAAAAAUCAACACAGCAGAGAAACGCUAUAAAUGUAGUAUGUGUGAGAAAACCUUCAUUAACAACUCAUCCCUUCGUAAACAUGAGAAAAACCAUAGUGGAGAGAAAUUAUUUAAAUGUAAAGAAUGUUUAAAAGCAUUCAACCAAAGUUCAGCUCUGAUUCAGCAUCAAAUAACUCAUACUGGAGAGAAACCCUAUGUAUGUAAAGAAUGUGGGAAGGCCUUCACUCUUAGUACUUCACUAUAUAAACAUUUAAGAACCCAUACUGUGGAAAAAUCCUAUAGAUGUAAAGAAUGUGGCAAAUCCUUCAGCCGAAGGUCAGGACUUUUUAUACAUCAAAAAAUUCAUGCUGGAGAAAAUCCCUAUAAAUAUAAUCCAGGUAGGAAGUCAUCUAGUUGCAACACAUCCCUUCCUGGAUGUCAGAGAAUUCAUUCCAGAAAGAAGUCCUAUUUGUGUAAUGAAUGUGGCAACACCUUUAAGUCUAGUUCAUCCCUUCGUUAUCAUCAGAGAAUUCACACUGGAGAGAAACCUUUUAAAUGUAGUGAAUGUGGGAGAGCCUUCAGUCAGAGUGCAUCUCUUAUUCAACAUGAAAGAAUUCACACUGGAGAAAAGCCCUAUAGAUGUAAUGAAUGUGGAAAAGGCUUCACUUCUAUUUCACGACUUAAUAGACACCGAAUAAUUCACACUGGUGAGAAGUUUUAUAGUUGUAAUGAAUGUGGUAAAGCCUUAAGUUCCCACUCAACACUUAUUAUUCAUGAGAGAAUUCAUACUGGAGAGAAGCCAUGUAAAUGUAAAGUGUGUGGAAAAGCCUUCAGACAAAGUUCAGCUCUCAUUCAACAUCAGAGAAUGCAUACUGGAGAAAGACCCUAUAAAUGCAGUGAGUGUGGGAAAACAUUCAGGUGUAACUCAUCCCUUAGUAAUCAUCAGAGAAUUCAUACUGGAGAGAAACCAUAUCGAUGUGAGGAAUGUGGCAUGUCUUUUGGUCAAAGUUCAGCUCUUAUUCAACAUCGCAGAAUUCAUACAGGAGAGAAACCCUUUAAAUGUAAUACAUGUGGGAAAACUUUUAGACAAAGUUCAUCACGUAUUGCACAUCAGAGAAUUCAUACUGGAGAGAAACCCUAUGAAUGUAAUACGUGUGGGAAACUUUUCAACCACAGGUCAUCUCUUACGAAUCAUUAUAAAAUUCAUAUUGAAGAGAACCCCUAGAAAGUAGAUUUCCAUGUGCAAAAGCCUUAAACCAAAGCUUAUCGGAGAAUGCAUACUUGUGAUGAUGUAAUAAAUGUAUUGGAUAUGAAAAAACUUAUCUAUAGGAAUUUAGUCCUCAUCAGAUAUUAAAUUCCAAGGCUAAACCUUGACUAUGUAAUAGAUAUGAGGAAAGCAUUCAUGUCUGUCAGACACUUAAAAUAACCUGAGAUGAAGAAUUCACAAGAGACAUUGACUUUGGGUGUUUGUAAAAUAAAGGUGUUUUUUUUUUUUUUUUUUCCUCUCCCUUUCUAUAGCAGUAUACACUAGAUGUCAUAUGUGGUUGCCAUAAACAUCGGUGGGUGGGAAGGUUUGGGUUGGAUAUCACUAGAAAAACAUCAAACCUUAUAGACUGGUAAUAUAUUUUUUAUAACAUUUUAGUAGCAUACAAAAGGGUUGUUUAAAGAAACUAUACAUUUUUAGAGAAAAGGACCAAAUAAAAGAUAAAAAAUGAACUGUUAACUACCUCUCAGUCUCUGGGGUUUGUCCUUUUCUUUACCUGAUGUCAAACUUUGUGCAUGUAUUUCAAUAAAAA
Messenger RNA from Choloepus didactylus (southern two-toed sloth), 2580 nucleotides. RefSeq names its product zinc finger protein 354A-like. Gene Ontology annotation, biological process: regulation of cytokine production; regulation of immune system process; negative regulation of transcription by RNA polymerase II. The record is from RefSeq and is a predicted model, not a curated record. NCBI's taxonomy places the organism in Eukaryota, Metazoa, Chordata, Mammalia, Pilosa, Megalonychidae.